AUGGGAAAUAAGGCAAAUGACAACGUUCCCAAAGUUAUGUCCCAUACAUUGACAAGGCAUACUUCUGCAACAUCCUGCAUUGUUCCAGUUCUGUUUUCAGCUGCGGCAGAGCCUCAGAGAGAAAUCCUCACUUAUGCCUUACUUGACACGCAGAGUGAUUCAACCUUUAUUUUGGCUGACCUGGUAUCUAAGCAAAGUGUGAGCACCAAGCCAUUACAGCUAAAGCUCAGCACAAUGACAGCUGUUAACACAGUUAUAUCAAGCCAAAUUACUUAUGGUCUGCAAAUGCGUCGCUUCACUUCUAAAGCUCAAGUCCAACUCCGUCAAGCCUAUACGAGAGAUUUAAUUCCAGUUGAUAAAUCUCACAUCCCCACUAAGGUGGGUCACACCUCAAGCACUUGGAAAACAAGUUACAGCCACUUCAAGACUGCGAAGUCGGACUGCUGA
Messenger RNA from Pelobates cultripes (western spadefoot toad), 447 nucleotides. Lineage: Eukaryota; Metazoa; Chordata; Amphibia; Anura; Pelobatidae. The record is from the annotation of a GenBank genome assembly.